UCGGCGAACAGCUCUGAGGGAGGGCAGCAGAACCAGACGAGGGGUCGGAAUCUCAGUGGAUCAGAGCCUGGGACCUGUCUGGAGAGGGGCGCGAGGAAACAGCUGAGCAGGGGACUCCAGAGGACCUGUGAGAGAGAGAAGGAGCUGCAGGAUCUGAGACAGGCUGUGCAGUCACUCAAGAAGGUCGCCAUGGGAACCAGCCACACCAAAGAGAAGUGGGACUGCAACCAGUACCUGAGCGGGAAAGGUCCGAUUCUGCCCGAGGCCUCUGGGAGCGCACCCUCUGCAGACCAGGCCAGCGUUGGCAGGAGAGGAGGGUCUGUUAAGCAGGAGGAGGGGGUCGUGGGAGACCAGCCUGACGGGCAAAUGAAAUGGGUGUCCCUUCCCCGCUGCCUGCCCUGCUACCCGCACUGCGGGACCAUCGAGAUCGAGUACUGCAUCGCUGACGGGAUACAGCAGACGCAGCACCCGAAGCCGGGCAGGCCGUUCACGGGGCUGCGCGCGGUGGCCUACCUCCCCGACGACGCCGAGGGGGCCUGGCUGCUGCAGCUGCUCGUCCGCGCCUUCGAGCGGCGGCUGGUCUUCACCGUGGCGACGGGCGCGGACGGCUCGGAGGCCGUCGCCUGGGCCGACAUCCCUCACUGCAGCGGCUUCAGUAACCCAGACCCACACUACCUGAAGACACUGAAGCAGGUCCUGAAAUCCAAGGGCAUUGAAUGACGUGAAAAACGGACAGAUAUACGGAUGGAUGGACAGACAGACAGACAGACAGACAGACAGGCUCAGAUGGACUUGCUUAAAGAGCUUUGGGUGAAUGGACAGAGGGUUGCAGAGGGCUGGGAAAAAAAAAAUAUAUAUAUAUAAUGUAUAUACAUUUUCUUCUUUUUAAUGUUCAGCUGAAACAGUUGCAGUUUACAUUUUGACCACUGGAAAAUAACAUUUUAUUUCUUUAUUGCUGGGUGCCUCUGUAUAUGCAGUCAAACGGUUGCUCGUUUACAGUUUACAGUGCUUGAUUAUGACUGAGGAGUGAUCCCCAGUGUCUGGCCGAAACACUGCGGAUGUGAAUUGUGUAAAAAACGUGACGGACGUUAAAGACGUCUGAGAGGAGCGGAUGAGGACUGCGCUAACCUGUGAGGUCAGAGGUCAAAGGUCAAAGACACCGGCCCGGCUCUGAAUGUUUCGUUUCUGACGGGUCUCUUCGCGAGCACCGUGUGUAAAACCUCUUGACCGCCAUUAAAGGAACCCCUUCCGUGUGC
Conger conger (European conger) is the source of this 1256-nucleotide messenger RNA. RefSeq names its product E3 ubiquitin-protein ligase DTX3L-like. NCBI's taxonomy places the organism in Eukaryota, Metazoa, Chordata, Actinopteri, Anguilliformes, Congridae. Gene Ontology annotation, biological process: protein ubiquitination; Notch signaling pathway. The transcript is spliced from 6 exons. The coding region runs from base 190 to 720 and encodes 176 amino acids. The record is from RefSeq and is a predicted model, not a curated record.